GCCGCAGCGUUGUGUAAACUCACAUUAAAGUGACCGUAGUGUAGUUGUGUAGGUGUAGUUAAUUUGUGGAGAUUUAUAUUACUGAACAAAACGUGCAGCACCGCCCCUCCAGCAGUGACGCCUCUGCGCUCCGAGGAGACUCACCGACGGACGGACUGACUGACGGAGCGGCUGCGUGGCUGCGUGGGGAGCCGGUCUGUGGGCGCAACGCAGCGGGAGGACUUUCCUAUAAAAGCAGGAAUCCCACAGCCAGCCGAGGCUCUGUGUCUCUGUGUCUCUCUGUCUCUCUGUCACCGGCAACACAACAACAGCAGCUGCGUUAUUUAACCAUCUUCAACCUCUUCAACCUAAAGGAAGUCUAUGGUUCUGACUGACGUUCCGACCAGGAUGUCCCGGACCGACGAGGUGCACCGUAUCACGGAGAAUGUCUACAAGUCCAUCAUGGAGCAGUUCAACCCCUGCUUGCGGAACUUCAUAGCGAUGGGAAAGAGCUACGAGAAGGCGCUCACCAGUGUCACAUAUGCUGCAAAGGGCUACUUCGACGCUCUGGUGCGGAUGGGCGAGAUGGCCAGCGAGAGUCAAGGCUCUAAGGAUCUUGGGGAGGUGCUCUUUCAGAUGGCUGAAGUGCACAGACAGAUCCAGAUCCAGCUUGAGGAGAUGCUGAAGUCUUUCCACAACGAGCUGCUCACAGAGCUGGAGAAGAAGGUCGAGCUGGACGCGCGCUACCUGAACGCUGCGCUGAAGAAGUACCAGAUGGAGCACAAGAGCAAAGGGGAGAGUCUGGAGAAGUGCCAGGCGGAGCUGAAGAAACUGCGCAGAAAGAGCCAGGGCAGCAAGCACCCGUCCAAGUAUGGAGACAAGGAGAUGCAGUACGUGGAGGCCAUCAGUAAUAAGCAGACCGAGCUGGACAACUACAUCGCCGAGGGCUACAAGAACGCUCUGUCCGAGGAGAGGAGGAGGUACUGCUUCCUGGUGGACCGCCAGUGUGCCGUGGCCAAGAACAGCAGCGUCUACCACAGCAAGGGGAAAGAGCUUUUGUCCCAGAAGAUCCCCGUGUGGCAGCAGGCGUGCGCCGAGCCCAACAAACUGCCAGAUCGUGCCAUGUUCCUGGCCCAGCAGAUGAGCGGCGUAGCGGGCGCCAUGGUCCCCGGUGGUCAUCAUCCAGGCAUGCCCAUCUCCGAGCCCAUCCCCGGUGCUAAACCGCUGCCGGUACCUCCAGAGCUGGCGGCCCUCAGGGCCAGUGGGGGCAUGGGACAGCAGAGGCUGAUGGGAGGCGUUGAAGGAGGGAUGGCGGUGAUGAACGGCACAGCGGGCGCUCACGGAGGGGAGGACUACCAGCAGUGGAUGGAAGGCAAGGUGGCCCAGGGCAAGCCUUCGCCGCAGACCCAGCGGCAUGGAGGCGAGGUCUACUCCAACACCCUGCCUGUACGCAAGGUCGCCCCGGCCAAGAGCAAGACCACACUGACAGAGACCCGUACGCUGCCCCGGUCCAGCUCCAUGGCGGCAGGGCUGGAGAAGAACGGGAGGACUCGAGUCCAGGCCAUCUUCUCCCACGCGGCCGGUGACAACAGCACCCUGCUCAGCUUCUUCGAGGGCGAUGUGAUCACCCUGCUGGUCCCCGAGGCCCGGGAUGGCUGGCACUACGGAGAGAACGAGAAGACGAGGAUGCGUGGCUGGUUUCCCUUCUCCUACACCCGGGUGAUCCAUGACGCUGACGCCAGCUCCAUGAGGCAACUUCGAGUACACAACCUCCACGGGAAGAGCAGCAGCACGGGCAACCUUCUAGAGAGAGAAGACAUGGCUCUCCCCGUCCCUGAUUACGGCAUCCACUCCCAUAUGGCGGCACAGAGCGCUGCGGCGCUGCAUGGCAGACAACAACGCCCCUACAGCGUGGCGGUGCCAGGCUUCUCACAGCAAGGAGUUGAAGAGUACGAGCCCCGCUUCCCCACAAGUUCCACAGAGGGAAAAUUGAUUUCCACAGUGUGAGGACAGAAAGACAAACAGACUCAGCCAGACGAUGCGAUAGGACAGGGGGGGCCGAACCCUUACCCCUUCGUUCCCUCCCUGCCUCCCCACUUAACGACAAUAAACUCUCCCUGAGCCAAUCAAAGCAAGGAAGAGGCUUUUGUCUGUAUCCUCCCCCCUCUCUCUGAUCUCCCUCCUCUUCCUCCCCCCUACCCCGCCCUGUGCUGUCUAACCGGGCCGGUGGUGAAGCCUCGGUGCGGAGCCGCGCCGCACCACAACAAAAACUCUGUGCCAUCCCAAUAUUCAAAAAUCAACGUGAUGGACAUUUUCUCUGAGGAAAAUGUAUCUUUUGCUUGUCUUUCAUGCAUGCACAUCUUUUACAUAUUUCCUCACCAACGGAACCACAGACAUCAGUGCUCUCUCCCAUCAGAAUGACUAUGUAAAGGAUAUGUUAUAAUCAGGGUGUGAAAUUAAUGAUCCCAAAGAGGAUUUUCAUGUAAAAAAAC
Sebastes umbrosus (honeycomb rockfish) is the source of this 2471-nucleotide messenger RNA. RefSeq names its product BAR/IMD domain containing adaptor protein 2b (gene baiap2b). NCBI's taxonomy places the organism in Eukaryota, Metazoa, Chordata, Actinopteri, Perciformes, Sebastidae. The coding region runs from base 361 to 1986 and encodes 541 amino acids. Gene Ontology annotation, cellular component: nucleoplasm; cytosol. Gene Ontology annotation, molecular function: protein binding; cytoskeletal adaptor activity. The record is from RefSeq and is a predicted model, not a curated record. The transcript is spliced from 15 exons. Gene Ontology annotation, biological process: actin crosslink formation; actin filament bundle assembly; plasma membrane organization.